AUGGAGACCCAACCACACCACCAUAUGAACAAAGGAGGUGAGAACAAAAGCAACAACUUAUAAACUUAUUUUUAUUAUUUUUGCACUCUCCUCCUUCAACCUUCACCUUUUCUCUCUCUCUACCCCCAUAAACCCUAGCUUCUAUAUCACUCUCUUCACACACACGCACCUAUACAUACAUAUAUAUACACACACACGCAAUCUUUUCACUGAAACAGUCACACCCAAUUCACCAUGGAUACUCUACCUGCUCAAAAUCCAAAACCCCACCACAAUUUCACCGUUGAUUCGAUCAAUUUGCUCGCUUCAACCCCUCCGAAACAUGUUUCCGGUCCUCUGUCUGCGGUUUUCGGGUCGGCUUCCGGGUUCCCGGAGCUCCAGUUCUUCCUAGAGCCCGAUGGUCAACACUCUAUUAACUUUGACCUUCGAACCACUCAGCUUUUCAGGUUAGGUGAAUUACAAUCACUUUGUGUGUCAGAAGGUUCUGAAACCGUCAAAGAGAAAACUUUUUCAAAGGGGAUUACUAUUCAAUUUAAAGAGGAGGAAGAAAGUAGCUCCUUUCAUGGUGCGUUUGAGCAAUGGAAAAGUGACGUAACGAUUCAAGGAUCAACCUUACCAAAUGGAACAAUUUCUUCUUCUAAAAGCAAGUUCGAUGAUAAAAUUGAAUCAUCGUCUGCUAAAAUGUACUUCCAUUACUACGGGCAACUGCUUCAUCAGCAAAAUAUGUUGCAGGAUUACGUGAGGACAGGUUCCUACUAUGCUGCGGUUAUGGAGAAUCAAGCAGAUUUUGCUGGGCGUGUGGUGGUUGAUGUCGGUGCUGGAAGUGGCAUAUUGUCAUUGUUUGCCGCUCAGGCUGGUGCAAAACAUGUUUAUGCGGUGGAAGCAUCUGAGAUGGCUGACUAUGCGCAAAAGCUUAUUGCGGGGAACCCUAUUUUGGGACAAAGAAUUACGGUUAUCAAGGGGAAAGUCGAAGAUGUAGAAUUGCCUGAGAAAGCUGAUAUAUUAAUCUCCGAGCCUAUGGGCACUCUGUUAGUUAAUGAGAGAAUGCUUGAGUCGUAUGUCAUUGCAAGAGAUCGGUUUCUCGUCCCUAAUGGGAAAAUGUUCCCAACUGUUGGAAGAAUUCACAUGGCACCAUUCAGCGACGAGUAUCUCUAUGUUGAAGUUGCAAACAAGGCCCUGUUUUGGCAGCAACAGAACUAUUAUGGAGUUGAUCUAACAGCUUUACAUGGAACCGCAUUUCAAGGAUAUUUUUCACAGCCAGUGGUUGAUGCUUUUGAUCCGAGGUUAUUGGUGGCUCCGGCAGUUUCCCAUGUGAUCAAUUUUACUACUAUCAAGGAAGAGGACUUGUACGAAAUUGACGUACCUUUGAAAUUCUCAGCUUCUGUGGGCACAAGAGUGCAUGGCCUCGCGUGUUGGUUUGAUGUUCUAUUUAACGGCAGCACUGUACAAAGGUGGCUAACCACGGCUCCUGGUGCACCGACAACUCACUGGUACCAACUGCGUUGUGUCCUGUCUCAACCCAUAUAUGUCAUGCCGGGCCAAGAAAUUACGGGUCGUCUUCACAUGAUUGCACAUAGCGCUCAGAGUUACACAAUUAACCUAACCAUGUCAGAUUCGGGUUGUGCAGCUAAAAUGUGGGGCCCUGGUGCUGAACAAGGAGGAAUAUUACAAACAUCAAGUUGCAGACUUGAUCUAAAAGAACCAUAUUAUCGAAUGUCUCAACCGCAAGCCUAUUCAGUUGCCCAAGAUCAACAGCCAAAUCAGUUGUUACAAUCACAGGAUCUACAACUUCCGUCUUUGGAUGAUGACGGGUCGGAUUUUAUCCAACAACCGUCAAAUGAUUCGACGGUCCAUAUUCAUUGAGUCGUCGUGAAGAGAUACAUUUGAGAUGUUGACAAAUGGUCAGGGUGAUCCAUGAUGUUACAUUAUACAAGGCACCAUGAAAUGUCAGGCGGGUUAUUUACAUGACUGCCUUUUACUCUUGUGCAAUGCCUGUAUAUUAGGUUGACCUUUUUUUUUCUUUGCUCUUUUAGAGUAUUGUCACUACUUUGUUUUUAGCAAGUUUGACUAAUAAUUAAUUUCUAGCUUCUAGAGGAAGUAGACUUUGUCAAUGAAGUCAUUUGAUC
Molecule: messenger RNA, 2126 nt
Organism: Helianthus annuus (common sunflower)
Lineage: Eukaryota; Viridiplantae; Streptophyta; Magnoliopsida; Asterales; Asteraceae
Product: probable histone-arginine methyltransferase 1.3
Exons: 15
Coding region: 235-1863 (542 amino acids)
Biological process (GO): peptidyl-arginine methylation
Molecular function (GO): protein-arginine N-methyltransferase activity
Source: RefSeq, a predicted model, not a curated record